Molecule: messenger RNA, 4979 nt
Organism: Drosophila guanche
Lineage: Eukaryota; Metazoa; Arthropoda; Insecta; Diptera; Drosophilidae
Product: serine-rich adhesin for platelets
Exons: 4
Coding region: 385-3438 (1017 amino acids)
Source: RefSeq, a predicted model, not a curated record
GGCCUAAUUAAAAGUGCAGAACCCCAGUUGAAAAGUGUGAGAAAAUAAUUAGAAAAGCGGUUGCAAAUCACUGCAAACAAAGGCCAGUUGCUGAUGCAUGAAUUUAGCUGAAUAACAAAAAGAAUUGGCAGCAUACGUGCCCGGAUGCCGCGUGUGUUUGCUGGUGUUUACCUUGGACUAGAAUAACUCGCAACAAAAAUAAAACCAACCUCCGCAUCCAUCUACUUGGCUACAGUGUGGUUCGCUCUGGUUUCAUCCUGCUCGUCCUCGUCCUCGCCCUCAGCCGCAGUCUUGCUUUUUUUCUACCAUCUUUUUGUGAAUCCUUGGGCGCAGCGCAGCAGUUUCUAGUCGGUGGCCUACGCUGAAGAAAAUGUUUCAAUAGAGAUGGCAAAACUUUCACGACGUGCCUCGUCGUCUGCAGCAACGCCAACAACAGGAAAAACAGCCACAGACAGCGCCGCAACAGCAACAGCAACAACAACAGUUACUCAUCAUCCUGCUAAUCAUGCCACAGGCUUGCCACAACGCAUCAGCCGCCGUGCCACAAGCAGCAACCAAAGCAGGCCCCAGGCGGCGGCACUCAUUGACACGAGCGGCGAUGUUCUCCUACAGGAGACUGCAGCGCCUCCACCACCGACACCGGCGGCGCACACCAACAGCCACAGCCACAGCAACAGCAACAGCCACAACAACAACAGCAACACUGCCACACGAAAUGAGAGCAACGCGACAGCAGCACCCGCCCACAACACGGCCACGCCCUACAUGCCACUGCUGCCGCCGGGCGAACGAAAUCUGACGGAUGCGGAGAAUGCCGCGGAGCGCGCCAGGAUCCGUGAGGAAUUCUUUGCCACCUACGACGUGAUGACGGGCGUGAGGAUCGCCGCCACGCUGGGCGGUUUCUUCGGGCUGAUGGUCUUCCUCAUCGUGUGGAAGAGUCGCAGCAGCAGCAACGAGACGCUGAAGGUGCUGAAAGACCCGAAGAUGGCGGCCGUGGCCUCGCUGUGCAUGCAGGAGGAGGAGGAGCGCGAGAUCCAGGAGGCCAUAGUGGCCACGGGCAUGUCCAUCUACCCGGAUGAGUACGAUGCCAUGGUGUAUCGACGCCAGAGGAUGCUUUCCCUAGGCAAUGUGAGUGCGCCACCGCUGCUGAAUCGUGGCUAUCGUUGUGGUUCCGUGGGUGGUGUGGGUGCUGGUGUGCCCGUGGGCUAUAGCUAUCUGCUGGAGCCACCGCGACGCUUCUCCUACUCGGCCAUGUCCGCGGGCGGUGGUCCACCGGGGCCCAUAGGACGCCGCAAGAGCGGCUCGGAAUCAUCGCGCAUAUUCAGCAAUUACCCGAUGGGCGGCAGCUUUGGCACCGACGAUUACUUUGUGGAGACGGAGGAUGAGCUGGAGCAUGAGGAGUACAUGGAGCACCCGCAGGAUCACCAACAUCUUCAUCAGCGCACGGACUCGACGCGCAGCAAGCAGGGAUUUCUGUCUGUGCCACUGGCGGGUCACGAUUCACGUCGCAGCAGUGCCAUGACCUGCUGCAGCACGGACAGCUCCUAUCUGGAGCGUCGCACCUCCGCCUAUACGCUGGGCAUGAGCAACCUCCCGCCCACGCUGCAGCGCAAACUAUCGACUGCCUCGCGCACAUCGAGCAUUGAGAAUUGGGACUACUACUAUCCGGACAUCCAAGUCAUACAGCCCACGCCCAAGGCCUCGCCGUGUCCCUCGGAGCGCAGCAUACACGAGGCCAGCUCCUGCCUGAGUGCGCCCAGCAUCAAGCGGAAGCACAGCAUUGUCUCCUACGAUCCGGACAGCGCGCAGGCUGGACGCAAGCAGCAAAUACACUCCAUCAGUGCGGACACCGUGGACGUUUAUCCCUACAACCAAGCGGCCCUGGCGGACACUGUGGAUUUGGGACUGGCGCUGCCCAAGCCCAUACAAUCGGCGCCGCCUGCGAGCGCACAGCAGGCGUUCCAUUUCUGUGACUCGCCGUCGGAGGAGCUGCGGCUGGGUGUGCGCCGCAAGCUGACACUCGUGGAGCUGCAGCGGAAUGAGAGCAACAACAACAGCUUCCCGUACACGGCCAAUGCAGCGGCACCAGUCACGGGUGGAGGCACGACCGCUGCCACCUCCAGCAGCAUCAGCGUGGACAGCACACCCGUCAGCUUGGAUCGCUUGAAUGGCAGCCUCAGUCUGGGCACCAUUUCGGUCUCUGCGAAGUUGCCGCCGAAUGCGGCCAAUGGAAAUCCCGAGAAGCGUGCGCCACUCGCCUCACUAAGUUCCUUCAAGAUCUCCUCGCUGGAGUGCCCCGACUCGAAGUUGCGCUCCCUCGAGGAGGACUCUGUCUUCGGGCUGGAGAGUCCCGCAGACACCGACGACGAUAUGCAGCAGCUGAGCAGCGACAGCGAGGAGCAGGCCGUGGCCAUGGCAGUCAUUGAGGCAGCAGCGGAACAGGGACACGGACAGGGGCAAGGCACAUCCGUGCAGGGCAGUGCCGAGCUGAAGGCAAAUCCCCUGCCGCAGGUGAAGCGCUUGAGUCAGGCGCAACGUCGACCGUUGCUGCAGCGACAUAGAAGCAUCAGCGCUGCUGCCAGCGAUCGUGUGUCGCUGAUUGGACCGCAAACCGGUCACGUAUUGCCGCUGCAACAGUUCCAGGGCACAGCACUGCCCUCGACGGCUGAGGCAGCGCCACUGGAGACGCACUUUGGGGCCAUUGUGAGUCACAGUCCACCGCGGCGUGGGCCGCUGCUGCAGCAGUACAGCGAUCCGCAGAGUUUGCCCACAACGACGACAACAACGACAACGACGACCACAGAGGAUGACACGUGCUCCACACUCAACACGGAGCUGGGGCUCCUAGAUGCUGUGGUAGUAGCUGGCAACGGUGGCGGAGAGUCCAACACGCACACGCAGUACAGCAGCAUGAACACGGUGAUCAGUGUGGGUCGCUCCACGCCGAGUCCCAGUCACGCCAGCGCUGCGACAAGUCCUCGCUUGGACAAUAACUAUGCGUGCAGCCAGUCCCCCUCUGAGGCUCAGGCACAGCAGCCAGCUCAACUGCCACAGAACUGUAGAUUGGUGCACGAACCCGAUGCCUGCCCCUCCUCCAAGUCCGACUCGCUGAUAGCCACAAGACCGCAAAGCAUUUGUGUGCCCUCCUCGCUCAAGGAUCUAAUAUUACGAAAGGGAAGUGUCGCUGGCAUCAGCAAAAGUGCCACAAACCUAAGUCUGCCCAGCAAUGAGGUGGCAGCAGCAGGAGCAACUUCCACAACGACUGCAACUGCGACGACCGCCGUCAUGCUAGAGCUUCCCCUCAUCAGGCUGCCAAACGACGACGACGAAGACGAGGAUGAUGACAACAUGGAGACUGUGGCCUCAACUGGCGAUGAUAAGCGCGAUCCCAGCCUGCCCGGCACUUCCAGAAAGUGGUCCAAGGAGACACUCUUCUAGCCCAGUUGGUAUCCGCUGCUGUUACGCAUGCAGUUCCGUGCACCGGGACAGUAUUUAAGAGCUUAGCAAAGUGACGUUUAUGUAUGCAAGGGUGUGCAGUGAAAGCUACUCCUGAGCGGGGCAGGACGAGCACUCUAGAGAUUGAGACUUCUACUUACAUAUUCUUCCACCAUUCUUACACUUUUGUUGCCAUAUAUUAGCACAAGUUCGUAUCGAUUGAGGUUAUUAUUUCUGAUUUACUUUCGGGAUUUGUGCUCAAAGAACUGGCUUUACUUUCUGAUCAAUCAUUUCCUCAGUUCCACAACAUUUCUUUGAAAAUUGAUUAAAAGAAGAGCAAGUAUUCCAGAGAUUUAUUCUACAUACUUAUACUUCCAUUAUACUGAUCUUUAAUUCAUCAAGAAUCGAAUGCCUAACUAGCAAUCCAAUUAAAUAUCAAUUAAAUUUCUAUGAAAAAGUAGCAAAAGAAUAACCACUGACCCACAGGUUUAUUCUGCUAACAUUUAUGCUAAACUUUCCUAAGUUUCUCAUCUUUAAAUCUCUUCAAAGUUUCUCUACCUAAUCCCUUCUUCUCUGUACACAUAUUUGGCAUUUACACCCAUUCAAAUUCUUUCCUAUUCUUCCUCGAGCCUUUGUCCUGUUCUCUGCUGUUUCGGGUUAAGUUUUCACUGUCGCCUGUUCUGGCAGCCAAUUUCCUGGGCCAGACAGCCAUGAGGCGCGUGACGUGUACGAGUACGAUUAUAUUGAAGUGUAUUUAGGCAUAAAUAUUAAGAGUUGUUGGCAGGAGAUUAGGUUUAAGCGCAUUUAGUCACAGCUAGACAGUAAGUUAGUCUUUUGGGACAAAAGUUACUCCCGAACAGCGAACAACAAAAAUGUAUUCGUACUUAGAGACUGUUGUCUAUUAUUGUUAAAUAGGAAUGUGUAAUCGGACUUAUUUUCACACACACCAACUAUAGACACAGGACAAACGAAAGAGAUUCAAGUUUAUACAAAGAUAUUUCUAUACACACUCCAAUCUCUAACUCCAACUCUGUGUCUAUUUCUAUGCCUCAAAAUGGAAUGAAAACUCUUCUCUAGUGUCUUAAACAGCAGCCAAAUACUUCAAGUAUUGAACAGUAAAUUAGUAUAAACAAAUAGAAUGCACGACAAGCAAAACAUUUCAAUUGAUCUGAAGCCUAAACGGAACUCUCACGUCUUUCCACAUUUCCUUCCCUGUCUGUCCCUGUCUGUCCCUGCCCCUGGCCUAUUCGAACACAAAAUUGUUGUUGGUAUUAUAAUAGAGUUGUUGUCAAGAAUGUAGUGUUACAGAAAAAAAUGAAUAUACAUAUAGAUACAUAUAUAAAUAAACAAUUUCCUAACUCAUCCCACCUACGACGCAUCUCUAUUUUUCUAUGAAAUUGCAUUUGCUCCGAGAAAGUAAGAGAAAAGGAAACAAAAGUGGCAGCAAAAAUGGAAUGUCAAAUCAAAAUACACAGUUGAACAAUUUAUUGUAUAAUAGAACUGAAAUGUUAUCAAAAAAAAAAAAAAAACAGAAAACAAAAACC